Messenger RNA from Galleria mellonella (greater wax moth), 2297 nucleotides. RefSeq lists its product as uncharacterized. The transcript has 12 exons. Gene Ontology annotation, molecular function: protein binding. The coding region runs from base 639 to 2255 and encodes 538 amino acids. NCBI's taxonomy places the organism in Eukaryota, Metazoa, Arthropoda, Insecta, Lepidoptera, Pyralidae. The record is from RefSeq and is a predicted model, not a curated record.
CAUACUCAAUAACCCGAAUUCUCCUUCGUAUUUCCCGGUUUAAAUUAUUACCACCACCAAUCCGUUCUAAACACUCCUGUCAAGUUCAGUCCAGGAUUCUCGACCUACCUUUGUGUAGAACACAUUUUAUUGGCAACUCUUUCUCGUAUCGAGCUGCCCAAUUAUGGAAUAAUCUCCCUUCCCACAUACAAGAGAGCCCUUCAAUUACCUCUUUCAAGAAAAGAUUGAAGUUACAUUUUCUUUCGUUUGAGUCAUAAUCUUAAUUUUUCAUUUUUAUAAUUGAACUGUCAAACCUUAAAAUCAUUUAACUAAAUUUCUAUUGUAGGUAGUAUAUUCAUUUAUUUUAACAUUCAUUGUAUAAGUAGGUAGGUAUUAUAUUUAUUUAUAGUAUAUGUAUUUAUGUAAUAUUUUAUUAUGUAUCUUAAUAUUUUAUUUAACUGUAUAUUUGUUUAUGUACUCUAAAUAUUAAUAGUUGUAGCACUUCAGAUACCCGCUAACAACAUGUUUUUUAACUGCAUUGGGUUGACUGGAAGAGAUCUCUGUCAGAGAUAAGUUCACCCUUGCUCACAAUAUUUAUAAAUGCAUUAACAAUGUAAUUUACAAGUACAAUAAAGAAUAAAAUAUAACUCUAGAAUAUAAUGAUCACUUUCGAAGAGCUAACUAAGCAAGUACGUUUAAUAAAUGAUUUGAUAUUAUUGGAUAUGCUUUGCGAUGAGAAAGAAGCAGAAGAAAUGCUAAGUUUUAGCAAACACCUAUUAUCCACAAAAUAUUGGUUUGCUAAGAUAUCAUGUGCGAAUAAAAAGCGAUUCGUCCUGGGUUUAUUAGAAGAUGUUCGAAGCGCAUGGACACUUUCCUUACUUCUAAAAUCCAUAUGGAACUGUCGCCCGAAGGACUCCGUAAUGUCUGUCAGCGAACGUAAUGUAUGGAGCAGUUAUGACCAAAUGCCGUUAGAUCACAACAGAACAGCUCAGCCGGUUUCCACUCUUGAGCAAGUCAUGAAGUGUGAUCGCGUUUGGUUUCUUACACUUGAGCCUGAAGCACAAGCGAUGGUUCUGUCAGAACUGCUUAUGGUAUCCGGAGGGCCUGUCAUGUGGGAGGUUUUGAAACGAGCACAAUUCCUCUACGAGCACUACCGUACAGAGCAACUGCAAAAUUUGCGGGAGUCUAUCAUGCUUAAUGACUCUCCAUCCGAGAAAGGACAGACGUCACCACAAAAGAGUAAAAAAGAUCAACAACCUGUACAGAAACUCAAGAGUUCUAAUGAUCUAGAAACAGGGUCGCUGCCUGAAUGGAUGAGACAAAGCCCCCCACCCGGUAGAGCUCAAAAAGAAUUAGAAGCAAACUUGAUAGAGUGGAAUGCAACAAUUAAAGCAAUGCUUGAUAGUUUAAAAUUAGAGGAAAUAGAAAUGACAUUCAAUGAUGGAACGAAAAGAAAAAUUUGGAAAGUGAACCGCCCUAAACCUGAGUCGAUAGAAACUGUCGAUUUUAUUCAACUGUUACCAUCUUCAAUAGGCAAAAGAAUACUUUCCUAUUUGCCUCGAGUCCAACUUGGUGAAUAUACUCGGGUCAAUAAAUACUGGGCGUACAUGGUUGAAGACUUCCGCGCUGAACUUGCUGCCAGGCAGAAAAUAAAUGCAGAUUUAGAAAAACUGCAGGAUCUGGUGCUACGCCAUGAUACAAGUAUGAAAAUCUUAGCUCAGGGUGGCUUCCAAACAACGACCCUGAAAUCACAAGGUAUCCUCAGCACUACUCAGUCGACGAAGAUGAAACCAAUCCAGCCCAGUAUGAGAGUCAGUGAGAAAUCUACCGCCGCUUUUUCCUUCAGACAUUUCUUAUGCAAUAAGCUGAAUAAACCUAUUAUGACACAAAAACCAAUAAAAAAUAUAGCUGAGCUAACGGAACGAUUGGAAAGACGAGGCGCCGCAGAUGAAAAUAUGUGGAAAUGGUGUGAGAAUCUUCUGCAACACAUCAAGGGUCGAAAGAAAAAUCCAGGAUUAGAAGAGGGCGUAUUAUCGCUGGGUAGCAUGAAUUUUCCAUGUCCUUUAAUGAAGGAGAAGCUAGAAGUGCCACUUGAACCACAUCUUUCUAGAGAUCCUGCUACUUCAGGUUCAGUUAAGCCAAAAAGGAAUAUCUCCAAUGCGACUGUAAUAAACAUUCCAAAAGGACGCGACGUCAAGCGUUACAGCCUUUGGACAAAGGAUUUUUCUAGCCUUUAUCCGGUUUUCAAGAUACCUUCUUACCAAUCACCAAUAUAAAGAAAAACUGUAUAGAAAAACAAUAAAUUAGUUUUGUGGUUA